AUGAAAGAGCCGUCUUCUCCUCUGCGCCCUCAAGUAACUGUGCUGAGAAGUAACUACGUACGCUCAGCCGAAGCGUUCCUUGUUGACUGGGAUGGAGCCCAAGAGACGUCGUUUGGACGUGAUAGGGGAACUUGGCAGUUCAUGUCCAUCGUCGCACUGCAGGGAGACUCGUACCACCAACGCGACGUCGCAGACGACCUAGAGUCCUUCAUUUAUACUGUUGCUGGGCCUCUCGUAUAUCAUGUUGAGCUUCGCGAUCUGCAGAGGGCGAUAAGGGCGAAGGAAUAUCAAUUGAUGAAGGACGCGGGCGCCGAGAGAUGGCUGGAGAGGUUGAAGAGGGAUUUGGAAUGUCAUAUUGCCGAGGCGGAGAGGCGGGAGAUAGCGAGCGUGGACUAUGAAUGGCUUUCGAAAUGCUUCGAAGAUGCUCUCACUGCCAUGCAGAAGUUCGAGUCGGCCACGGCGUCUUCGACUUCGCAUCCGAGAGCCGGGUCCUUGCGCGUGCGGGACCGCGUCAAGCAUGCCGACGCUGCGGGCGAGGUACAGGAUGGGGACGAAGACGCGAACACGUCGAUGUUGACGGUCAGAUGA
This is a messenger RNA of Peniophora sp. CBMAI 1063, 588 nucleotides long. The record is from the annotation of a GenBank genome assembly. NCBI's taxonomy places the organism in Eukaryota, Fungi, Basidiomycota, Agaricomycetes, Russulales, Peniophoraceae.